Molecule: messenger RNA, 3248 nt
Organism: Lotus japonicus
Lineage: Eukaryota; Viridiplantae; Streptophyta; Magnoliopsida; Fabales; Fabaceae
Product: pentatricopeptide repeat-containing protein At1g74600, chloroplastic
Exons: 1
Coding region: 126-2843 (905 amino acids)
Biological process (GO): RNA modification
Molecular function (GO): RNA binding; protein binding
Source: RefSeq, a predicted model, not a curated record
UGUUUCCAAACGCUACCUAUAUGUCCCGUUUCGUUCCCUUCCCACAUGUCUACCAAACGCUACCUUAAACAUGAAGAAGAGUUGAUUAAAAAAAACAUGAAGAAGAGUCUGUUGUAGUAUUGUAUAUGGCUGUGAAGUUGUGUGCCCUUCGUUUGGUCCUUCUGAAUUCUCUAAUCAAUGAAAAGUUUCACAGGAAAAGUUCACAACUUGCUUGCAGAUUCACCUCUUCCCUCGCUUUUGUUCAAAAGCCAUUCGUUUCACUUUCAUGCACUAAACAUGAACAAGAGACCACCACUUUUGAGUUAUUGCGUCAUUACGAGUUCUUCAGGAAGCACACUGCUAAGAACACAAAAAUCUUGCAUGCCCAUUUGCUUAAAUCUCAUGAUUUACAAUCUGACAUCUUCUUAAUGAACUCUUUGCUCGAUUCUUACUGUAAAUCUGCUGACAUGGUUGUUGCCCACAAGCUGUUUGAUACAAUUGCUCUUCCAAAUAUUGUUUCUUGGAAUGUCAUGAUAUCUGGUUAUGACCAUAAUUCGAUGUAUGAGAAGUCAGUGAAGAUGUUUUGUAGGAUGCAUUUGUUUGGUGUUGAGCCUGAUGAGUUUAGUUAUGCGAGUGUUCUCUCGGCCUGCAUUGCCUUGCAAGUUCCAAUAUUUGGCAAGCAAGUUUAUUCACUUGUCAUGAAAAAUGGUUUCCUUUCCAGUGGCUAUGUUCAGACUCGAAUGAUGACUAUGUUUUCCAAAAAUUGUAACUUUAAGGAGGCUCUAAGAUUUUUUAAUGAUGCUUCAGCUUCAUGGGCUAAUGUGGCAUGUUGGAAUGCUAUUAUUUCUUUGGCAGUUAAGAAUGGAGAUGGCUGGGUUGCAAUGGAUCUGUUUAAUCAAAUGUGCCAUGCAUCGUUAUUGCCAAAUAGUUACACAUUUCCAAGCAUCUUAACAGCAUGUUGCGGGCUUAAAGAGGUGUUGAUUGGAAAAGGAGUUCAUGGAUGGGUGAUCAAAUGUGGUGCAACAGAUGUAUUUGUGCAGACUGCUAUCAUUGAUCUAUAUGUGAAAUUCGGAUGUAUGAGGGAGGCUUAUAGACAAUUCUCUCAGAUGAAAGUCCAUAAUGUUGUCUCCUGGACUGCUUUAAUUUCUGGGUUUGUGCAAGAUAAUGAUAUUACUUUUGCACUACAGCUUUUCAAAGAUAUGAGAGUAAUAGGGCAGGAGAUAAAUAGCUACACUGUUACUAGUGUACUUUCUGCUUGUGCUAAAUCCGGGAUGAUUGUGGAGGCGGGCCAAAUUCAUUCCUUGGUAUUAAAAUUAGGGUUGAAUUUGGAUGUUAAUGUUGGGGCUGCCUUAGUUAACAUGUAUGCAAAAAUAAGAGAAGUUGGACUGUCUGAGUUAGCCUUCGGCGAGAUGAAAAAUAUGAAGGAUCAGAGCAUAUGGGCAGCCAUGCUUUCUUCUUUUGCUCAGAACCAAAAUCCAGGAAGGGCACUUGAGUUAUUCCCUGUAAUGUUAGGAGAAGGAGUGAAACCUGAUGAAUAUUGUAUAAGCAGUGUGUUAAGUAUUACGAGCUGCUUAAAUCUUGGGUCACAGAUGCAUACUUACGUUUUGAAGUCUGGGUUAGUAACUGCGGUUUCUGUUGGCUGUUCACUUUUUACUAUGUACUCAAAGUGUGGUUGUUUAGAGGAAUCUUAUAAAGUUUUUCAACAAGUUCUUGUCAAAGACAAUGUGUCAUGGGCCUCCAUGAUUUCUGGUUUUGCUGAGCAUGGAUGUCCGGAUCGAGCUCUUCAGCUAUUCAAGGAAAUGCUAUCUGAAGAAAUUGUACCUGAUGAAAUUACCUUAAACUCAACUCUAACUGCGAUUUCUGAUCUCCGCUUUUUGCAUACAGGUAAAGAAAUUCAUGGCUACGCUUUUCGUUUAGGAUUAGGAACAAACACAGUUGUUGGUGGGGCAGUUGUCAACAUGUAUUCUAAGUGUGGAAGCUUGAAUUUGGCAAGGGCGGUGUUUGAUAUGCUGCCUCAAAAAGAUGUUUUUGCUUGCUCUUCCUUGGUCUCAGGAUAUAGCCAAAAGGGUUUGAUUAAAGAGUCAUUAUUGUUGUUCCGUGAUAUGCUUCUGACUGAUGUAACAGUUGAUGCUUUCACAAUUUCAUCCAUUCUUGGGGCUGCUGCGCUUUUGUACCGGUCAGAUAUUGGAACUCAACUGCAUGCCUAUGUUGAAAAAUUGGGCUUACAAACAAAUGUUUCUGUUGGUAGUUCACUAGGGACAAUGUACUCAAAAUGUGGAAGCAUUGAGGAUUGCCGAAAAGCAUUCGAUGAUGCUGAGAAGACUGACCUGAUAGGUUGGACAUCCAUCAUAGUGAGCUAUGCUCAACAUGGUAAAGGUGCAGAGGCCUUAGCUGCUUAUGAACUUAUGAGAAAAGAAGGAGUCCAGCCUGAUGCGGUAACAUUUGUUGGGAUUCUAGUGGCUUGUAGCCAUAGUGGUCUUGUUGAAGAAGCCUUCUUCCAUCUUAAUUCAAUGGUCGAAGACUACAACAUUAAGCCGGGUCAUCGUCAUUAUGCUUGUAUUGUUGAUCUUCUUGGUCGAUCAGGUAGACUGAGAGAGGCUGAAAGUUUAAUCAACAAUAUGCCUCUUGAACCUGAUGCUUUAAUAUGGGGAAUUUUGCUUAAUGCUUGCAAGGUCCAUGGUGAUUUUGAGCUCGGAAAGUUAGCAGCCGAAAAGGUAAUGGAAUUGGGGCCAAGUGAUGCCGGUGCUUAUGUUUCCUUUUCAAAUAUCUGUGCAGAGGGAGGACAGUGGGAAGAAGUCACCAAGAUUAGAAGCUCCUUUAAUAGAACUGGCAUCAAGAAAGAGGCUGGUUGGAGCCUUGCGUGAAAAGCAUAAUAUCAUGAUAGCUGCUAAUUUCUUCUCUUGCGGAUUCCGUUACAUUAACAUAUUGAAAAAGAAUAGUGAGUUCACAUUUGAAAGCUAGAUUCUCAUGGAAGCAGAUAACCAGCAUUUUGGAUGAUGUUAGAUGCACAGUAGUCAUCUUAAGAAAUGUCAGGAUAUGGAUAUAUAGCCGUAACGUUUAUUACAUUGUAACUUGUAAGUAUUUGCACAAUCCAGCAACAUAAAUAUGUAAUGAAUCAUGAUUUUUGCAUUUGCUUCCUAUUUCCUAACCAAUUUCAACGUUUGGCUGUCCUUAGCCUAGAGGCCUAAAAUUGUAAAUUUCAUGAGAAAUGUUAUUUGAAACAAGAAAAUCAGAUACAAAAUGAGGAAAUUGCUGUGUUAAUGGUGUAA